UUGGUAUUUCAUUUUGUAUUUCUAUUUAUUUCUUUGUAAGUGGUACAUGUCAUUCUGACAGACACCGUCCUUUGGGACUGAGAACACCGGUAAAGUGCAAAAGGAAGAAAAAGGUCAAAUCACCUUUUCCACCUUCCGCAAACCCUAUCAGUCUUUCAAAUGAUACACGUUUUCUAGUGCUAGAAACAGAAAAUCCUGUCCCAUAGCAGGGUAAUGGUAUCCUUUUCAAUAAUUGUAGUUUUUAUUUAUCUCUCUUAUUUUUUUGAGAGUGGGAGAGAGAGAUAUCAGCAUAUACGGCUUAGUUUCCCUUAGCUUGUUUAGCUUAGUUUAUAAUGUAAACUAAACAUGUGAUAGAAGUACUGUUUACAUUUAUGGAGUCUUGAUUAGACUUUGUUUUUUAACACCUCUUUCUCUACUUCCUGGCUCCCCUAAUGCCAGAAACGUUAGAUACAACCUCAAGAUUAAAAGUAGCAAAAACCUCAUCAGAAAAGGGUGACGGUGUAUUGGUGGCAGAUGACAAAGUGACAUCUGGUUGUGUUGACUAUAUAUAAAAAUAGCAGUAUGUGGGAGCCGAUAGAGGAACUGAAAGGGCAGAACGAGAAAAAAAAAAACACAAAGCCUUAACAGCUGAAGCAACAAACGAUUUACAUUCAUACUUUAUUGGUAACAAUCGUUGCAUUUAAAUGACAUUUAAACUACUGACUAAAAUGCUGCAUAUCACUGCAGACUCGUGUUACUUCUGCUACUAUGUGGUCUUCAUAAGGACUUCACUCGACCUCACUUUUUUUAGCACUUUCCUCACUCCUGUUUCAAACACACUUCUGUAAUCAGAAUGUAUAUAUAUAUAUAUUUUAGCAUGAAUUGACAGUUGUUGAAAGCAUCUGCCUACCGCUGCAGUGGAGUGUCCACUUACUGUCUUUAACAGGUUCUGAGAAAACAACUCUACAUAUAAACACAAUCAUACCUGCGUGAAUGUGACUGAGAUGUAUACGGAAAUGUUAGGGCAGUGAGUGUUUUUCUUCUGUUUCUGCUUUUUCUCUGUAGCUGAACUACUUCUUGAGGAAACCACAGACCUGACGAGAUAUGUAGUAACCACUAUUAGAAAAUGCUUUAAAAAGGAAACAACAUUUAGAAGAGAAGCUACUGAUCAUAGGGAAACCAAAAGUGAUAGCAGACAGAGAUUAUGAUGCUGAAAAUAAUAGUUUCGUAGUGUGCAUGAACCUGCUUUUCUCCGUCCUCUUCUGAGAAUCUGCAAAAAGCGACUGGUGAGUCCCAGAACCACGGCUUGAAAAUGAGUGAGCGCAUUAGCCAGGGAAGCCGUGCUGGAGUGCACUUCUGUUCUCUGGGCUUCGUCGUCAGGUUCUGCCCGUUAGAAAAAUAGGUGAUAGGAUGGCAGAUUGAGGAGAAGCAGGUGACAGAGCAGUACAAAUAGACUGUAUUUCUUACGUUCCUUCUAGAAAGGUUGGUCCAAUGCAAUUCGAUGUGAAAAAAAGAGUUGUUUUUUUCAGGCCCUUUACAUAGUAUGUAAUGUGUUUCAGCAUUAUUGGCAGAGGCUUUUGACUAUUAUUAGCUGGAGAUACUCUUCAGUGAUGGUACACUAAGCAAGCUCCUUGGUGUGCUGAUGAGUGACAACAGGAUUCCUGCCUUUCCCAUGGGUUGUCCAGAAUGUCUCAGUUUGUAAAGUUCACACAAGGCACUGGGCACUGUCUCUUGUGAUGAUGCCAAUGGCCUCCGCAGACUGAGAGCAGCAAAUAACAAGAUGUAAAAAAAUUAUAUUUGUGAAGUACGGUUUCACAAUGUACUUAGAGAAUUGACUUACUCAAUGUACUUACAUAGUUUAGUUUCAGACCUGCUUUUUUUUCCUCGCGUCUCUGACACUUAGACUUGGGUGCUGUGGUAACUAAUGCAGUAAAGUUUGAAGCUAGAAAAUCUUUGGAACUAGCGCUGCUGCCCCCUUUGAAUUAACUGAACACAAAAGGCAGAUGAAGACUUAAUCAUGGGACAGGAGGGCUUUGCUAACUGGGCGUUAAAAGUAAGACACCUCCCUCACAUAAGAGAUUCUGCAGCACACGUAAGUCUAGAGCAAAUUCUACUCUAUGUUUUCUUGCUUCACUGCCUCCGGGUUUGCAUGCCCUUUUAUUUUAGACAUUAGUAUAAACUGUUCUCCAUGGAAACGGUAUCUUGGGAACUGGCAGCUGCCUUAUAUUUAAACAAUACAGAUCAUCCUGUGACCACAUAGUUCUCUUUCAUGUGUUUCAGACAAGCUAAGCAUUCUUCUGUGGGAAAAGGAGGGGCCAAAAAGAUGGGGAUUGGUGUGCUAGAAGGGUCAUGAGGCAGAAUUAGGUGUGCAUAGUUUUAAAAUAAACCUGGACAUAAAGAUGGAAAAAUAUAUCUUCUGUGGUGUUAAUACCAAAAGGCAUUGAUGAUAUUUGAAGUAGUGUGAUGAUGUUUGGAGUCUGAGGGAUAAUUGUCUCCCUUCAAUGGGACAGGAGGUGCAGAGUGUAUUGCCAUAAAUCCUGGGAGGAGAAAGACGAGGUUGUACUGACCAAAACGGCACAGAAGCAACACGUAAAAUACACCAAAUAAUCUUGAAUAUCGUGCAUUAGAAUUGAAGUACUAUCUCAGUGCUGAUACACGAUCUAGGAUUGAUGGAAAGUACUGUUGAUCCACCUUACUUACAUAAUUACAUCCCAUUUCUUUUGUGGCCUUAAAGUAGAAGGUCAUCCUGUGUAUGCAAAAGCUUAGCUCACUUUGUCAGGUACUAGAAUACAAUUGAUAAUAUUUGGAGGUAGACUUUACCAAAAAAAGAAAGGCAAAAGGACCCCUGUUAAGAACAAAAGCUGCUGGGAGCAAUUUGAUGGUGCUGUGGGGCUUCAUCAGCAUGAGCGUUGUGUAAAGAGAGGGGUAAGGAGAGUCUCCCACUUGUGACACCUCCCGGUAUGUGUCAGUGACACUUUUGACAUCACAGGGUGGGAGGGUAAGAAGAAUUACAGACAUACGCCCCCAUCCCACCCCCCACCUCCCCAAAAAGUCCAUUUGUUAUAGUUACAGGAAUUCUGCAUUGUCACUGGCAGAGUUGUGAUCAGAGAUGGGAAAUUAUAUUUCAACUUCUUUAUGUAGUUGCUUCGCAGAAAAACAAAAAUGGUUUAAAUAAUGUUCAAUAUUUAACAUAUUACUGCCAAAAAGUAUGUGUUUUACCAUGACUCCACAGUCUGAGUGUGCACUUUAGUGUAGGGCACCAAGUCUUAAAUCUGUCCUCUAAGAAACUAGAGGAUUGAUUGUUAUAUUCUAGGAAAAUAGUUGGGUAUAUCUUGAAUAUUCUUUUGAUACUGUCAGGUAAAGUGAUCUUCCAGAUUUGCUUGGAAUUAAGGCUUUAAAUCAAUGAUUUCUUCAGCUCAACAAAAAUAAGUACUACACAGUAUAAAGUGGCAGUAUUGUCUUCAUCUAGAGAAGCUGUGGUCGUGUCUUCAGUGAACAAAGGACUGGCUUGAUUUUUCUGCAUCCCUGUUUGAUAGUGAAUCUACUCCUGAAACUCAGUGAAAACAUCUUCAGUGUUGCUGACCUGGGAGAGAUCUAGACCAUGAAAUCAUUGCUUUUCUGUGGUGGCCUGUCAUUAUGGCAUAUCAGAAAGGCUUUCUUUUUCUGCUCUGUUUUGCUGGCAUGUGGCAGAACAAAGUUGUUCUGCUCCUGAAAGCACACAGACAGCUAAAACAUGCACUGCCUAGAGCUGCGUGCUUGGAUAGCUGAGCUCACUUGCGGUAUUUUCCUUUUAACUCUUCUUUUAGAAAAAGAAACCAGGGCAAGAAAUCAGUCGUGAAUUUUCUGUGAAAUACAAAGAUUCCCAAUCAGCAUCUAAUUUUCCCAUUUCAGCUCAUGUCAGGCACUGUUAGAUACUUGCUUUGUCAACACUAGAGGAGUUGAAACCUCUAAGCCUGGGGGAUGAAUCACAUAAUUGCUGAAGGUAGGAAGAGUCAGAGGGGCACAUUAUGUGAAGUGAAAAUUACCGUUGCCAACUUCUGGGCAUCGCAAUCUGGGGCAGGAAUUCCUGCAGGUCACAAAUGGCUGUCUGGGGGACUCUGCCACAAACCACUAAAUGGAGCAGAAGUCUUUACCUAAGUAAACAUAACAUUAAGCAGUAAGCAAAAAUGUCCUUUUGACUGUCUUCAGUGUGUAGAAACAACAGUGUUACUGUGAGAAUGCAGUUUAGACAUGUCCUGAAGGACUCACGUUGAUUUUCAAAUAUAACCUUCCGAAGCUGUAUAUUUUUGCAGAUAAAUACAUUUGAUCACUGGAGGAAAUGUUAAUUGUCUAGAUAUACAUAAACACAACAUAACUUGAUUUGUCAUGUACAUUAGAGAAUACGGUUAUAUUCAGGAAUGCAGGUAUUUGAUAAUUUAUAGGAUUGGCUUUCCAGAAAUGAAAACAUCAUGGGCAAAUUGAGUGGGUAAAAGUACUUACACAACCAUUCUCUGAGAUAUUUCCUAAGACUUUAUGGAUGCCCUAAGUAUUUUUUUCAUAUUAAGGGAAAUGAAGGCAACAGGAAGAGAAAACAGUAAAUAAAUACGUACGUAUAUGCAUGCAUAAAAAGGGAAAGUGAAAUAGCAGUUAGGAGGCACAAUAUAUCCAUAUAUCUACGGCCAGUUGAAAGAACUAAUACAAUUUUAAAAUGUGUCAGGGACACAGUAAUUGGUAGCAAUUUUGUAGAUUAGACUGAAAUAGCAAAGUAUCUGUCACAAUGCAGAAGAGGCAGAAAGGUUGGGCUAAUAGUCCUGGUUUGUCUUUGCACACUGUGUUCUUGCCUUGCAGUAGUGAUGAAAUUUCAUUUCUAUUAUCAGUACUAAAAGAAUUUUCAAUGAAAGCUGUUUAAUGUCUUGGAGUGGGCAAAAGUCACUUUACCCAGGCAAACUGAAGGGUUUUGCUGAGACAAAAUUUGGUUGGCUGAAGACAGUUCUUGGAUCUAGGGAGAAGCCACCUUUGGAGCAAAGCUUAAGAAGAAUAAGUCCAGAACUGCAAGGUUGUUCUGUCUGCAUUUGCCCUGGGCACAGUAAGGGGAAGGCUGAAGUGCCAUGGGAGUGGUGGGUAGGAAAAAGGAGCAUAAUCAAUUUUUUGGAAAACAGACUGUCAAACUAUCAUUAAAAAAAAAAAAAAUAGGGGUGGUAGAGACAGAUUUCUUAUACACUUUUAUGGGUGAGGCUACUGAUAUAUUCUGUUGGAUCGUAUUUGAUGUAUUUGCUGUAUGUUUUCUUGCAUGUUAUAGCCUAGGUUGUGUCUCCAGAAGCUAUAAUGUUUCUUGGCCUCCUCCAGUAGCACAAACCAUGCAGGACUUGAGGAAUCCCUCGCUUCUUCACUCCACUCUCCAACAACCAGCUCGUGAGGGAUGUCUACAGCAGCGUGUUCUCAAGAGAUUUGGUUCUAAAACCUUUGCUAGCUUAAAAACUAGAUAGCUGCUACUAAUAAAAAUAGCUGCUACCAGUAUGAAGCCAACAAUUCUGUGUAUCAGCAGCAUCGGCCAGCAGCUCCGUGGGAGGCCGAACACAAGAACGGCACAGGCCGUGUUUCAUCUCCCCUUGCCUAAACGGGACCUGAAGCAGGACCGGAAUUGGCUUCCAUAUCUGUUGACAUCCUGGGUAAAACUCUUUAUUGCUCUCUGCUUUAGCCCAAAUGUGACGUUUGAUGAUGUACCCACCACCUGAGGUUUCCCAGCCCCUGGUCCUGGGAGGUGAGCGGUGCUGGUGGGUCCCAGCCCACCUUGGGGAUGGGGGUCCUGCAGGGAAAUCUGCUGUGGGGAUUCCCAUCUGUUUUCUUUCAGUCUCUAAAACAUCAGAAUAAAUCCUUGAGGAUCCACAAUACCCUUUUGGUGUUAUUCUAAAAAUUUCAGUGGUAUAAGUGAAAGCUGGAGAUUGAACUCCUAUUGGUUUUACUAAGGACCGAGCCAUCAAGCUGAAGUUUAUGAUGUUUUUCCUCUUUAAAACAAAAAAUCCUUAUCGAUACAAUACCUUAAGUCUGAAUACUAUUGCAGUUUAACAAGGGAAUUCCCUUUGUCCCAACAGUCUGUUCUGAGUUCAUUAGCGAUGGUUAUUAAAAAUUCUCCUUGGGAGAAAACAGAACAGAAACCAUAGGCAACUAGCAAGAUGGGUCUGUAUUUUAAAGCAAAGAUUUGGGGGGGAAAUUCAAAUAGUGAUAUUCCCCGUCCCCACAGUGUUACAGAGGUUGGUUUAGUUACAGUUUGUUUAAAAUACUGUUUACAAGGCCACAUAAAACUAAUAGACAGACUAUUAGCAAGUCACAGUCCUGUAAAUGAUAUUCUAUUUCUAGAUGUACAUACAGAACUUGUACAUCCUGAUACUGAUUCAAGGAAUCUACUAGUUUUUUUCCCUAGUAAGUUGUGAGUAUCAACUACAAGGAAUAUUAGAUUUUCCCAUUAUUGUUCUUUAAAAAUGGAUGAAGAUGGAAGUCUCUUGCUGUGAAAAAAUAUGAUAAAAGCACGUGUUCUUUAUAGACAGGUAAGGAUUUUGCAAUGUAGAGGAUACAGCUUUUUGGGGGAUUUAAAGCCAUAUUUUUGACAUGUAGAUAAGAUAUAGAAGAAUGUAACUUUUGACUUCUGCAUAGGAAUGAAUUUAACUUGAAAAUGACAUUUCUUCACAUGCAAGAAGAAAUACACAGUCUGUACCACCUGCAAUGAUUCCUGAGGUUUAAACUGUAUGUGAAAUAGAGAGAAAAAAAAAAAAAACACAUUUCUAUUUUCAGUUCCCCUCUUUCAUUUCUGUGUUCAUUUAGUCUGUUUUCCAUGGUGCCCAGUGCUUGGUUUGAAUGACCAUGUAGUUGCAAUUCGUCUAUCCAUAGUGAAAGAAAAAGAAGUGUCAGUGUUCAAUAACAGAGACAACAGUAUAGGUUUUGUUUCUUAAAAUGAUCAGCCAUGAAAUACAAGAAGGUGCAAAGAACUCUUAUUUUGAUUCCACGGUGGCCACCUGUAUGUUAAGUUCAGGAUGACAGAUUUAUUUACUGAUAUGGAGAACCGACACAAUUAGCCCUUUUGUUGUGCAUGUUGAAAACAGGGAUCUAUUUGUUCUCCACGAAUCUGGCAAUGUUCAUACCAAAAAGCGAUAGCACAUAAGUCCUAGAUUUACAGCAUAAUCAGCCAAAUAUAUUAUUGCCAUCCUCUGUUUAUUGUGAAAUCUAUUUCCCAAUUGCUUAAGGCAUUUUUCUUACUUAAGCAGUUUCCACAAUAUUGGUCCACCAUCCUUUUUGCCUGCCUGAACACUGCUGGGUUUGGACCCGCCUGAGCAAAGAACUCAGCCUCUCAUUAAUGUCAGGUGUUGGGCACUGAUGAAACGCAUUCACCAGCCUCAUUGUAAAAUACAGGAACCCAAACUUUCCAAACCUUCAGAUUUGUACUCGCACUGUACAAAAAUGUAAGUGUAAAACUAAGUGUCAAACACUAAGUGCAAAAUUAAAAAGAAAAAAAAAGCUGAAACCUGUCUUAUACUAGGGGUUUUUUUUGAGUUUCAGCAGAGCAAAUUUCAGUAAUAAUGUCAUGUACUAGUGUAGCUACUCAUUUCAGUGGGAGUUAAGCAGAUAUUAAUAAUAUGCUCUUGAAAAUCCCAUGGACUUACUUUGUACUUUUACCACUUAGUAAAAUUAAAUACUUUUGAAGAAAUUGGCCCUGAGCUCCUGAAUGAGAAUACACUUCCCAUUACUUAAUUUCUCUUCAGAUCGGUGUUGAAAUGUUUAAAGUUCUUGGUUGAAUAGCUUUGAGGUUGCUGAACCAAAUUCUGAAGGAGAACUGCCUUUUUCAUUCCUCUUAGAAGCAGGUUGCCUUUAGAAAAGUGACCUUUCCAAACCUUCAGGUAUUUAUAGUAAAGGGAUCUGUUUGAGGUAAGAGUUAGAAUAAUCUAAAUCACUGAAAUAAUGCAGUAAAGCACAGGGGUUUUUUAGAUUUACUAAAUUAGCAGAGGAAGAGAGAUACAAGAAGAUGUGGGACACUAUAGACACCAGGCUUAAGUAUCUGAGAUGACCAAGCUAGUGGGAAGUUUUCAAGUCCAGUCAAUAUGAAUGGCUGAAAAUGAGCUGCUCCGCUGUUCUGGACGUCCUUCUGGACUUUCACACACACGUGCAUAUGCAUUUAUACAUAUCUGAGCCCGGGGAGUGAAAGGCAGACAGAAAGGGAAGGGGAAGAGGGACGAGUUCUUCGAGACUUUCCUAAAAGACCUUCUGAACGAUGUCACUUGGGACCGGUGUGGUUGAGGCUGAGCAGUGGGGAGUAAGGAACAUGGCGUUGAGGCUCCCCAUUCGGUAGUUCGUGAUGGAAAACAUUCACCACUCCCCUGUCUCGGUGUGUGUGGGCUCCAUAGCCCUAAUUUUGGAGUUACAGCUUGCUUGCUUUCCGUAUGCCUGUAUAGCUGCGACAGCUGCUUUGUGGAGAGGCUGCUUUUGAGCGUACUCUGCCUGCAGGGAUUAUCCGAGUGGCAGACGGACAGAGGUCCCAGGGAAUGCAAAGUGUGCAGCGCUGCGUGUGCCUGCGUAAGCAAGGGCUUUCCAUGCUGUGCUGGCUCCUCCACGCUCUGUGUGCUGCCCUAGGAUUUACACGCAUUGUGGGGUUACUUUGAAGAUUGUCUGAUGUGUUUAUGUGCGUGUAUACACAUUAUGUGUGUCUUAAAAAGAACAUUUGUUCUGGGCAGCUUUUCCUGCUACUUGUUUGCUGUUGUCCUUCAUGGCUAGCUUGUUUUCCUAUUCUCACCUUUCUGCUGUAUUUUACUGGUUUUAAAAAUAAGCCCAUCAACAUUAAUAGCCUUCAUUUUAAUGUUUACUGUCCCUUCUGAAUAGAUCCGUUUUUUCCUGAAUUUACGGAUCACCUGCUGAAGAGUUAGAUUUACUGCAAGAUUGGUCAUCAAUACAUCAUUUUUGCUAACUAGAAAAGUUCAAAAUAGAUUUGAAAAUUGGUCUUUAAAGUGUUAGAUACACAUCUGUGUUUUUUUCUUUCUUAAACAAUAAUCUGCCAAAGAACCUGGACUGAAAUGCCAAGUCCACUUCACUAUUAGGGAAGCUGCUGUGCAAAUCACUUUGCUGUAACACUAAUUAAAUUGGUAGAGAGAGGUUGUUUUAUUGUCAGGUGCUGUGUAGGGUGCAACUCCUGUAGUAACUUCCACUUCACUGCACUUAAAUGUUGGAAGUGUGGGUGUAGAAUGGUUGAGACAGAUGUGGUUGGGAUUUGCUGUACCAGUGGAAUUCCCCUAAUACUGAGGGGGUUUUGGUGUGUGAUAUAGACUGGGCACCCUUCAGGUGUCUCUGACUUGCUCCUGGGUUGGGAAGCCCUGAAAUGGCUUAAAGCUGACUGUACGUCACCUCUGAAUCUCGUUUGGAGCCAAGGUCUGGGUGAAGUGUCUUUGCUGGGCUUCGUGCCAAGUAACACAGGUCUUAGCCUGGGGACGUGACAUGGGUCCACAGUGAGAUGCAGUUCCAGCAGUUUGGAAGGUUUCAGUGGGUCACUCACAGUGACCAAGUCACAUCUGUGAAUUUUUGCAGGAUCAAGCCCUGGAUCUGUGGCAAGGGGUUAGAAAUGUGGACAGCAGUUGUGAAUUUUAAAAUAGAUUUAAUUGCAUCUUCUUACGUUUCAUUGUUGGUCUCUGAAAUUUUUCCAGCAGCUUUUAGGACCCCUUCUAAAAUCAGACAUGAUGAGAUACCACUAGAUUUCAAAGUUUAGCUUUACCCCAAACCAUGUCUGUAUUUUCUAUCUGUCUCUCUUAUUUGACUAAAAUUCAAUGCAAGUUUGUGGAUUUGACAACUGAACUUUAUUAAAGCCUGGGAAUAGUUUCUUUAAGAUUGUAGUAUUGGAGUGUGUGCAGAGGGAUAGGGCUGUGCACCCCAUGCUUGUCCUCUGAUGAGGAAGGUGGUGCCAACUGGUCGAACUGCAGAGCUGGAGUUCUUCUGCUACUAUACUCAUAUCUGUGAUAUUGCUCUCCCUUUCUACUUACAGUCUUUACAGAUGCACAUGAAAUGCAGGGAGCAGCUAAAGAUAAACAAUAAAUGAGGGGAAUUGUAUACUUAAUAUCUUCAGAUACAACAUUGCAUAUCAUCAGAUGGGAACCCUGGCCUGGUAGGUGGUGCUGAGUCAAGGGGUGAAGGAACUACAGUCUAUUUCUUUUUGUACAGACCGAACACUUUGUAAUGACCACCUCAUCUCGUAGCCUAUAGGUGGACAGAUGAGAGAGAGACUUGUAGAGCAGAACAGGCCCCUGGCCUGUGUUUUUGUGCUUCUACAGACAUGCUGGUGCUUUGAAGGCAGUUUUUGUCCCUGCAGUGCCCCGAGAGCCAUGCUCUUUGUUGGCUAUGAUUAUGUUCCCUGCCUUUCUUUUACCAAACCACUCCAGAUCACAGCCAAAGGAGGCCUCUGGGUACAAUAAAUCGAAGUGGGCUCUCAGGUGUCCUGGAUGGCUAAGCAGAUGGGAUCUCCUCCUAAUUUGACCUUGGGGAGAGGACACACUACAAAAAGGAGAAGUGUUGGACUGAAGUAAGAUAUGAACUGUCUGGAAAUGCUAAAAUAAAAAAGCCAAAGUUGUCUGGAAAAACUAAAACAGAAUUUGGGCUUUCUGAUGUAAAUCCAGCCCUCAGGCUGCACAGUGGAGGGUGGUGUUGCUUGCUUUAUUUUAGAAGAAAAGUAGCCAUCCUACCUCAGCACAUCCAUGCUGUGGGAUCAGAUGUUGUUGCCUGGUUUAGUCCUGAAGGCAACAGUUUGAGGGCUCAAAUCCCUAGCUGUUAUCCUUUCACAAAUGGCAGAAGUCUCACAGCAGCAACGAGCAAGGAUAUUUUAACUGGCAAUAUUGACAGAGACAAUUUAUAGUCUAUUGUGUGGAUGCAGCUGCUGACCAUUCAUACCCUGCCGCCAUCUCGGCAUUCCUGACUCUAUUUUUGACAAAGGAUGUUUAACCAGGAAUGCCUUCAUAUCUCAGCAUAAUCUAUAUCUUGGCCAUUUUCGUCUUUUCUCUGUUCCCUUCCUCCAGCUUCCCCUCAUUCCCAUACAUCUCACAGACACACAUCUCUGAAAAAAAAAGUGUGUGAAGGAAGUGAAGCUAAAACCACCAUCAUAUACCAUAAAUACAACUCAGUAGCAGAAGAAAUGUUUGUUUGGCAAAUAUUUUACAUAAAAAAUCUGAAACCAAGAAAACUCCUGUAGUUACUACUGGAACUAGAAAUCUCUUUACACAGUUAAUGGAUGAAGAGUUUUUAAGUGCCAUCCUUUCAAACUCCACUUCCCGGGUUUGCUUAGGAUGGGGCUCGCUAUGGAAAGAAUGCUCAGUGUGUUCUGCCAAGGCAUUGCACACCCUGUGAGCACAGAGCUGGGGAGAAAUGGCCUUUGUACAGUUACAUUGCACUUUAUUAAAUUAUUAGUUUUACCUUUUUUUUUCCAGUAAGUCACGUUCAGUCGUAGCGCUUAGACUAGUCACACUGACCAUGAGUAACUCAUGUGGUAUCAGCACAGAGCUCCCUCUGGCCCCAGGAACAGGGUCGUGGGUGGCAGCAGGCAAGCAGCAGGGUUGCAGUGACAAGUCUGUGCCUGGACUGCUGGCAGCCCUCAGGUGUGAGGUUGUCACGACAUCACUUUUCUUCCUUGCUAUACCACACGCAGGCUCAUUUUUCUUCUGUUUUUCUAGUUACUGAUAAGAUUUUGUGACAAUAAAUCUCUGUAUUAUGUUUGUUCCUAUUACAGCACAGACUAGAAAGGACAGAAUAACGUGUAAUAUCCCAUAUAAUAUGGAUGGAUAUUGGUAGUAGAUUAUUUUCCUCAAGGGAAUGUGGUACAGUGGGGGUGAAGAAAGAAAGCCGAGAGUCUUUUUCCAUGCACAGAUUUUUCCUGGGGUACAGCGCAGUCACGCGGAGUCAAGGGCACACUGUGCAGCUGCCCCUCGCAGUCGGGGAGCGUGCACCCCAUGGGCUGUCCUGCUCCGGGGAGACAACUGACUCCAUCCAUUGCUGCAGAGGCUUGCUGGGCUUUCAGGUUGCUGGACAAUCAGCCCUAGGCUCUUUUGAAUGAUGUUCAGAGUACCAAGCAGAGUAGGCAGAAAGAACUGAGAUAUAUUAAAAGUAAGUGACUUGUGACAUCUCAAAAAACAGCUUUUUUUAUUUAUUUAAUUUUAUUUGAUAUUAUAUUUUACUUUUGUUCUUUUUAAAAAUUAUUUUUAUUUUGCUUGCCCUGUUUUUCAUCACGCCUGCAGGGAGGCUUGGCCUGCUGGCUGGCUCAGCACACAGGAGAAAAUUUGGUGCAGCUGUGAUUGACAAGACCAUGAUGUCCUGUCAGGGAGGCUGCAUUUUAGAAAUAAAUUGCUUUGGGAAAUUGCAAUGGGAUAGCUGCCAGUGAGCUAAACUGAAAGUGUCUUUCAAACAUAGGGAUGCUCGUCCUUCUGUGUGCCCUUUCCUUCUGUUAUGCAUCUGCAAUUCUCGUGGGGAGACAGAGAAGUCUCCAUUAUUUCCUGAUCUAUUAUUUUCUUCCCUCUCUCCCCUCUCCCUGUCUUUCAACACCGAAGCAUCCCAGCAAUGCCAGGAGGCUGGUAUGCCCCGGGAGGGUAAGAAUAGUCCACAAUGGCAGAGAUCACUCCUGUUCGUAUUUGUCUACUUGCAGUUGUCUGGACAGAGGAUCCACACAAGAGAUCUAAGUGUAAACUCCUUUGGAAAUGCUGACAUCAUUGGGACAUUGGGAGCUGUAAGUGGUGUGAACCUGUUCAAACAUGGAGCGCUGGGACUCGCUGGGAUUUUUGAUUGUCACGCUCAACUAUAAUGUGACUAUUGUAGGAAAGAUCUGGCUAACGUUAAUAAUUCUGCUGCGGAUGGCAGUGGUAGUGUUAGCAGGCUAUCCACUCUACCAGGAUGAGCAGGAGCGCUUCGUCUGCAACACCCUGCAACCAGGAUGCUCCAACGUUUGCUAUGACUUGUUCUCUCCUGUAUCUCACUUCAGAUUCUGGCUCAUUCAAACUGUGUCUAUCCUGCUACCUGAUGCUGCAUUCAGCGUUUAUGUUUUGCACAAGGCAGCUAUGUACAUUGUAAAAAUGCACUGUUUGGUGCAUGGGUACAAAGGGAAUAAAGGUUUAUCAAGCCCCAAAGACCUAAAGGAGCUCUGUAGAAGUGCUCUUGUUAAUCAAUUAGAUUGCAGUGCAGACAGCCUAAUUGUCCUUAAUUUUUCUGGGGCAUAUACAGUUCAUCUUUUUUUUAGGACACUGCUUGAGGCUGCCUUUGCAGCUGUCCAAUAUUUUCUUUUCGGGUUUUUUGUUCCUGAGCGUUUUUCCUGCUACCAUUCACCUUGUACAAGCACAGUUGACUGUUAUAUCUCCCGGCCCACUGAGAAAUCCAUCAUGAUGGUUUUCAUCUGGGGGGUCAGCAGUCUGUCCUUUCUGCUUAGCCUUGCUGAUCUUGUCUGUGCCCUCCGAAGGAUGACAGCAAGAAACCAAAAGAACAAGCUACUGGCAAACCCCCACGUAGAGGAUGAGUGCGUUUUAAAUCUUCCCCCAGUACAGCAUGGUAGCUCUUCUCCACCUCAAAAUCAAGACUGUCCCAUAUCAAAUAGCAGCCAGACCACUGAUGGCUCCUGCUCACUUCUUUCUGAAGAGGAAGAAGAGGCUGUUCUUCAUCCUGAGGUGGUCUCUCAGCAAACUGCCAGCACUAACCUUAACAGCAACAGCAAUAAGCCCGGUAUAUCAGGAGAUCUUGCUGUUGAGCAAGACAGCACUGAAGAACCCUUGUGUGCUGGUGACCACCACGGAACGGCAUGCAGGCGAGCCAGACCCAGGCUUCAGCAAGACUUCAUUAAAGACACGGCCCUGACUUUGAGACCUCAGAUGAAGUCUCACCUUGGAGUUUCUUCCUCUGUAGUUCAGAGCAAGCUUUUAGGACACUACCCUUCAGCUGAGCUAAAAAACCCUGAUGCACAAUCAAAUUAUAGCAGUACUAGUUGCUUGAGGUCAAAAAAGUCAGAGUGGGUAUGAAGCCUCCAGUGAACACUACCCUGUGACCCUGGCAGAACACAGCAUUGCAUCACUGAGGAGGUUUCAGAUAGUUUCAGCUGGAUCCCUCGGCUGAGGUUAUGCUGCAGAGACACUGCUAUGCUGUGUUCCUCCAUGGAAGAGGAAGCAAAAAACUUGUAUAAGAGUUUGAAGGAUAUUGCAUUAAGGGAACUGUUCUUUGGAAAAUGUAACAACUUUAUGUUUCUCAGAGUGUAAUUUAAAAAGCUGUGGACUGUCACUGAUGUGACUGACCUUGUUUUCCAGGAGUACGUGUGAACACUUUUUUAUCCUAACCUAGUUUUUUGCAAAAGAUUGAGUUUAGGAAAGGUGUGACUUUUAAACACAGUUGUACAUUGUCUACUGUCAGAAGGUUAAUUUAUCUCCUCAUGCUAAAUUCUCUAGGCCCUCUCUAAGAAAUAUACCCAAGCAAGAAGAGUAGACAGUGAAUAAAAUAAAAAUAUAUGUUUUGUAGUCAA
This is a messenger RNA of Columba livia (rock pigeon), 14464 nucleotides long. RefSeq names its product gap junction protein delta 4 (gene GJD4). Gene Ontology annotation, cellular component: connexin complex. Gene Ontology annotation, molecular function: gap junction channel activity. NCBI's taxonomy places the organism in Eukaryota, Metazoa, Chordata, Aves, Columbiformes, Columbidae. Gene Ontology annotation, biological process: cell-cell signaling. Bases 12720 to 13970 code for a protein of 416 amino acids. The record is from RefSeq and is a predicted model, not a curated record. The transcript has 3 exons.